AUGGCCUUUUUGAAAUCCAACAUUCAUGAUGGUGAGGAGGAGGAAGAUUUUAGCGUUGUUAUUAAACAACUCAACGCCGCCAGCUGCGGCGGCGACAACCGCGCCCGGACUUGGAGUUGGAGAAUCCUUUUUCAAAUAUUCGCGACCGUCGUAAUCAGUCUCCUCUUCCCGAUCUCCUUCCUCCUCCUUGCCAGACUCUCCGCCGCCGGCUAUCUUUCCUCCGUCGACGAUUCCGGCCACCAUUUUCAGUUUCCGUCUGUUUUAGCAAACUUUCUCUUCAUAUACAACGGCAAGUCCAUCAUUCUCUGCACCCUCGUUGCCGCCGUUACCGUCGCAGCAUUCAUCCACGGCUUGACCGCCACCUGGUCCCCGACUCCGGAACAACCGGUUUCCGGCGGCCGCCACCCCGCUGCUAAGAUAUACAGUGCAUGGUUUAUCAUUUUCAUGUUCCAGGUAUACGUCGGAGUUGGCAUCGGAUGGAGCAUAUUCGCCGGAGUUAAUGCCUCCCUUAUCGCGGAGUUGAGCACUAACGACAUCUCUGUUAUCAUUGCCAGAACAUUGCUGUUCGUGGGCCUACAUGAAACCAUGUCGUUUUGGUCAAAGUACGUUGUCAAACUUGUCGUGGAAGACACUGUCGGCGGAGGAGGAGGUGGUGGUGGUAGCCCGGCGGCGGAGAGGGUUAGUUUGGCUUUGAGCUUUGGGGUACUUUGGUGGUUCAGAUUGAGGGACGAGGUGGAUGCCUUAAUAUUGGCACCGGAGCUGAUCCUCCGCCUUCAGCGACGGCCUGAUGCGGUGGUUGCUGCGGCGGAGGAGUUCUAUGGUUGGUGGUUGUAUGCAUUCACGGUGUUGAUCGGAAGCAUAAGAGUGUUGAAAGGAAUCAUUUGGGUCGUCACCGCCGUAUUCACCUCAACUUUUAGGAACGACGUCGUUGAAAUUUCUGACUCUGUCCCUCAGCAGUCUUCUCAUCAUCAGCUCCCGCCAUUGGAGGACGUGGUCUAA
Molecule: messenger RNA, 999 nt
Organism: Oldenlandia corymbosa var. corymbosa
Lineage: Eukaryota; Viridiplantae; Streptophyta; Magnoliopsida; Gentianales; Rubiaceae
Source: the annotation of a GenBank genome assembly